GACAUGUGCGUAGUGUGAACGAGCCUUGCACAAUAUAAACGUCUAGUUUUCGAAGUAGCGCCUGUUUACACAAACGUCAAAUCGUUUCAUUGAUAGUUUUGUGUUGACGACGGUACAUGUGUUUUUUUUUUGGGCCGAUAAAAAAAUCCGACAUAAAAUCGAAAAUGUCUAGUGAACAGGAGCUAAUUUCGGAUCAAGGUCUACGGUUGGAUGGUCGACGAGCCAACGAACUUCGACGCAUUCAGUAUAAAUUAGGUGUUUUCACACAGCCCGACGGAAGUGCAUAUUUGGAACAGGGAAAUACCAAAGUCUUGGUUGCAGUGUACGGGCCGCACAAACAAACCAAACAGAAUGAUGACUUUGUAUUGAAUUGCCAGUACAGUAUGGCUACAUUUUCGACCAGUGAACGAAAGAAUCGACCGCGCGGUGAUCGUAAAUCGGAGGAGAUGGCCAUUCAUUUGAAACAAUCGCUGUCCGCAGCUAUUAUGAUUGAAUUGUACGAGCGUUCCCAGAUCGAUGUAUUCGUUGAAAUUCUUGAGGCUGAUGGCGGAGCCUACUGUGCAUCGGUAAAUGCAGCCACAUUGGCUCUGGUCGAUGCCGGCAUUUGUUUGCGUGAAUACGUUUGUGCAUGUACUGCAUCGAUUGCCAACGGUGAUAUUCCAUUGUUAGAUGUUUCUCACAUUGAAGAAGUCUCGGGCGGUCCAACACUGUGCAUAUCAGCGCUGCCAAUGUCCGAAAAAGUGGCUCUACUCGAAAUGUCACAACGUUUUCAUCUGGAUCAUCUGCCAAAGGUGCUGAAAACAGCCAUGGAUGGUUGCAAAGAGAUCCAAAAAAUCAUCGAUAAAGCCGUGCGCGAGUAUUCGGCAGCCGUCGGUGCGGCUAGCGAUUGGGGACUUGGUAGCAACUAAGCGUUUCAAUGGGAGUUUAAGUGAAAUAGCAUAAGCAAUUUUGAACAAGAAAAAAAUUCAAUAAAACAAUUAUUUUCGUAAUAAA
Molecule: messenger RNA, 993 nt
Organism: Sitodiplosis mosellana (orange wheat blossom midge)
Lineage: Eukaryota; Metazoa; Arthropoda; Insecta; Diptera; Cecidomyiidae
Gene: Ski6
Product: exosome complex component RRP41
Exons: 2
Coding region: 117-908 (263 amino acids)
Biological process (GO): poly(A)-dependent snoRNA 3'-end processing; U4 snRNA 3'-end processing; nuclear mRNA surveillance
Cellular component (GO): nucleolus; cytoplasmic exosome (RNase complex); nuclear exosome (RNase complex)
Source: RefSeq, a predicted model, not a curated record